This is a messenger RNA of Colias croceus (clouded yellow), 1892 nucleotides long. Its product is annotated as calponin homology domain-containing protein DDB_G0272472-like. Lineage: Eukaryota; Metazoa; Arthropoda; Insecta; Lepidoptera; Pieridae. The coding region runs from base 34 to 1764 and encodes 576 amino acids. The transcript is spliced from 13 exons. The record is from RefSeq and is a predicted model, not a curated record.
UUGAAUACUGCAACCGUCACAACAGCAGACAAUAUGCCAAUUGUAAUGACAAAAGAUGAAUGGUCUCGCAUAGCUCGAUGGACAGACACAAAUCGCGAGGAUCCGGAAGUGACCCGUCGCAGGGAAUAUGUUCGUUAUCUCGACCAGGCUAGUAGAGAGAUGACAAAAAAUUGGCCCAAUUCUUUGGAGAACGUAAACAAGCGCAAUGAAGAGUUACGACGCGAACGCAUAGAGGCGGCAGAAGCAGCUAACAGCAAGUUCUACCAGCAGUACCUGAAGAGGAAGCGAGAGGAGCAGCGGGAGCUGAUGUACAGCGCGCGGGAAACCGUGUUCAAGAAUAAGGACGCGCCGAAACUUUUGUUAUCUGCUGUCUUAGAAACGGUUAUUCAGAAAGAGCGAGAAGAACAAUUAAAAUUCAAUAAAGAACUAAAGAGAAUGAGGGAUGAGCAAAAAAGGAAGGAUGAUGAUGACAUCGUCAGGAAAGCGAAAGAGUGGCACGAGCUAAUGGAACUGCGUAAGAAGAGGCGGUUCGAAGCCAACAAACAACACCAGAAGGAAAUUAUUGAGCAAGCUCAUGAGGUGGCAGAGCGUAACCGUAUCGAGUAUGAGACAGAGUUGGAGCUGCAGAAGAUCGACAAUUUAAAGGCAGAUGAGCAGAUGGAUGAAUUGAAGAAGUUUGAGGAGGAGUUUAAAGCAGCUGAAAAAGCGCGCAUCUGGUCGGACAUGGAGCGUUCCCGCGGUGAGGCGGCGCAGCGGCGGCGCGAGGCGGCCGCGCGGGACAGCAUGGACGACCGCCUCAUUGCCGUGCUUCAGGCCUCGCGCGCGAGGGUUGAGAGGCGCCGCAAGCAGACUGAAAGCGAUGUGAAAGAGGAAAAGUUGCGUGUGCUUGAAAAAAUAAGUCAGAAGCUCGAAAGCGGAGACGCGGCGCGAGAGGCAAAAGAACACGAAAAUUUACAGAAAGCUAUCAAAGAGAAGGAAGCCGCUGCCGAAGCACGUCGCCAAGCGGACGCACACAAACGCGAGAAGUUCAAACAGGAGCGCAUCGAGGUCCGCAACCAGUUCCUGCGCGACGAGCAGCAGCGCCUGCACGAGUUCAAUACCAUGCGCCAGUGGGAGAUCAUGAACAGAUUCAAAAAUGCAGAGCUGUAUCAAGAUUUCCAAGAAAAAUUGCGUCUGGAAAAGGAGAGAAAAAUAAAAGAGUAUCGCGAAGAUAUUCUAAAACUGUGGAAAGAGCGUGACGACCGCGAGGCCCGCGAGCGCGCAGAGACCCGCCACUUCUACGGCGAGCUGGCGGAGAGCAAGCUGCGCGCGGCCGACAACAAGCUGCUGACGCACGCCGCGCGCCUGCUGGAGGAGGCGCGCGCGCACCAGCGGCCCACGCAUGCGUUGAAUAAAGCUAUUGAUCGCUACUGCAAGCAGUACCGGCUCUACCCGAUGCCACCGCUCCCGGCGUCGCUCCAAGAGCACUACGGUCCGUACGCGCCGCGCGACCAGUCAGCGCCGGACGCGGGCUACGAGUACCCGCCGCCGCCGAGCGCGGGGGAUGGGGAUGAGGAUGGCAGGGAUAAGCGGCCGGCCAGGCGGGACGGCUUGCAAACUGCGAGUGCUGUACCAGGUUCGUCUAAAGUAAACACAAAAGUAGAAGCACCGGUGGAUGACUACAAGAGAGCAGCGCCAGCUAACGGCUUGCAAAGGAAGAAGAGCUCCCUACCACAAAUAGUCCCGUGCAAGACGGAAGGUUGUCGCUGCGAGUUGAAGAAAUAAAACAAAGCUUUUACAAAAUAUCAUUUUAUUUAUUUCAUUUUAGAAGUUCAACAAGAAGUUAGCGUUAUGGCACGAUGAAACUGUGACUAGACAGAUGUCAAAUUUUGAAAUAAAUUGUUUAAGUUGUC